CAUAGGUACAUACAUAUACAAAUAUUCAAAAAGCAAAAAUAUUCGAGAUUAAUAAUGGUGCAUACGAUCAAAUCAAAUCAUACUUUUGGAAAAAAACUUGCAAACCCAAUUGUUGUGCUGCUAAUUAUACAAAUACUAUUUAUAGGUUCUUCAAGUGCUAUUAAAUGUUUUAAAUGUGCUGUGACAGUUGAAAAAAUCUACUCAUAUGCCAAAAAUGCGACAAUUAUUACGCCAAUGUGCUCAAAAUUUGAUGAAUCAGAUGAAUACAUAGUUGAUUGUCCCUACUCCACAAUGUGUCUUAAAACAAUAUCAACAUUACAUCUUCAAAAUGGUCAACAACAAGAAACAUUUACACGUGGGUGUGCCCCGCAAAAGGAUACAAAACAAGUCUUCAAUAACGGACGAUGGCAUCAAGAGCAUUCAGUGCAAGAAGUCUACGAAGAAGGCUGUGGUGAUAUUAAAGAAAAUACAAUUGCUGCCUCGUUAAAAACCCUCUGUUAUUGCCGAGGAAACUUGUGCAAUUCGUCAAAACAGAUACUACUCAGUGUGAAUACAAUGACUGUGAUAGCGUUAACAAGUGCUUUGCUAUAUUUAUAAAACUAUAACUUAUCAUACAUAUACUAGAAAAUUUCAAAGUGUUUUUAGUUACUAGAGAUGUUCGGUACUAUCUAUAUCGUAUAUUUUUGAGUAUAUACCGAUGGACAUUUACUCGAAUUUAAAGAAAAACAAAUUAUUUAUAAAUUUCUCUCCUUUUUAUACUGAUGGACAUUUACUCGAAUUUAAAGAAAAACUAAUUAUUUAUAUAUUUUUAUUACUAUAUAUGAAACUAUUGUGUUCUUUACAAAGACUUUCCUUAAAUUUCUCUCCUUUUUAUUCCGAUGGACAUUUACUCAAAUUUAAAGAAACACAAAUUAUUUAUAUCUUUUUAUUGCUAUAUAUGAAACUAUUGUGUUCUUUACAAAGACUUUCGUAAUGUUUAUCCGCCUUUUACAGUCUACUAUAUAUUUUAGAAAAGUAUUGUGAUAAUAUGUAAAUUUAAAUCGUGGGCAAAUAAAAGAACUAUUAUUUAAACACAUGAAA
This is a messenger RNA of Calliphora vicina (urban bluebottle blowfly), 1080 nucleotides long. RefSeq lists its product as uncharacterized. The record is from RefSeq and is a predicted model, not a curated record. NCBI's taxonomy places the organism in Eukaryota, Metazoa, Arthropoda, Insecta, Diptera, Calliphoridae. Bases 55 to 597 code for a protein of 180 amino acids. The transcript is spliced from 3 exons. Gene Ontology annotation, biological process: regulation of synaptic transmission, cholinergic; positive regulation of voltage-gated potassium channel activity; sleep.